This is a messenger RNA of Nezara viridula (southern green stink bug), 1703 nucleotides long. NCBI's taxonomy places the organism in Eukaryota, Metazoa, Arthropoda, Insecta, Hemiptera, Pentatomidae. The record is from the annotation of a GenBank genome assembly.
CUGCUUCUAAGCACGAUGAAGAUUGCUCUUGUUCUGUUGGGUUUCUUGGCCAUUUCACAGGGAUUCAGGAUCCCGAUGGUCGACAAGAUCUCUAGUGUCUUGGAUAAAGGCUUGAGCAAGGUGAAGGGGGCUAUUCAGGGUCGUUUACCACAUUACCGUCCGAUUGAUGAUGUAUCAGGAUUUGAGCCAAUUUAUGAUGAUGAUGACGAUGAUGUAGAAGAUGAUGAUGAUGAUGACGAUGUUGAUAAUGAGGAGCAGGAAAAUCCAGAACCUGAAGCAGUCUCGACAGAAGAUCCAGAGCCAGAACCUGAAGCAGUCUCGACAGAAGAUCCAGAGCCAGAACCUGAAGCAGUUUCGACAGAAGCUUCAGAGUCAGAACCUGAAGCAGUCUCGACAGAAGCUUCAGAGUUAGAACCUGAAGCAGUCUCGACAGAAGCUCCAGCACCUUCAUCUGCUCCAGUAGCUCAACCUGAAGCUCCGUCAACCUCUGCUCCAGUAGCUCAACCUGAAGCUCCGUCAACCUCUGCUCCAGUAGCUCAAUCUGAAGCUCCGUCAACCUCUGCUCCAGUAGCUCAACCUGAAGCUCCGUCAACCUCUGCUCCAGUAGCUCAAUCUGAAGCUUCGUCAACCUCUGCUCCAGUACCACAACCUGAAGCUCCAUCAACCUCUGCUGCAGUAGCUCAACCUGAAGCUCCAUCAACCUCUGCUCCAGUAGCUCAAUCUGAAGCUCCGUCAACCUCUGCUCCAGUAGCACAACCUGAAGCUCCAUCAACCUCUGCUCCAGUAGCUCAACCUGAAGCUCCAUCAACCUCUGCUCCAGUAGCUCAACCUGAAGCUCCGUCAACCUCUGCUCCAGUAGCACAAACUGAAGCUCCGUCAACCUCUGCUCCAGUAGCACAACCUGAAGUUUCGUCAACCUCUGCUCCUGUAGCACAAACUGAAGCUCCGUCAACCUCUGCUCCAGUAGCUCAACCUGAAGCUCCGUCAACCUCUGCUCCAGUAGCUCAACCUGAAGCUCCAUCAACCUCUGCUCCAGUAGCUCAAUCUGAAGCUUCGUCAACCUCUGCUCCAGUAGCACAAACUGAAGCUCCAUCAACCUCUGCUCCAGUAGCACAACCUGAAGUUCCGUCAACCUCUGCUCCAGUAGCUCAACCUGAAGCUCCAUCAACCUCUGCUCCAGUAGCUCAACCUGAAGCUCCGUCAACCUCUGCUCCAGUAGUACAAACUGAAGCUCCGUCAACCUCUGCUCCAGUAGUACAAACUGAAGCUCCAUCAACCUCUGCUCCAGUAGCACAACCUGAAGCUCCAUCAACCUCUGCUCCUGUAGCUCAACCUGAAGCUCCGUCAACCUCUGCUCCAGUAGUACAAACUGAAGCUCCGUCAACCUCUGCUCCAGUAGCACAACCUGAAGCUUCGUCAACCUCUGCUCCAGUAGCACAAACUGAAGCUCCAUCAACCUCUGCUCCAGUAGCUCAACCUGAAGCUCCGUCAACCUCUGCUCCAGUAGCUCAACCUGAAGCUCCGUCAACCUCUGCUCCAGUAGUACAAACUGAAGCUCCGUCAACCUCUGCUCCAGUAGCACAACCUGAAGCUCCGUCAACCUCAGCUUCAGCAACAGUUUAAUAAGUAACUAGUGAUUCAACAGAACUUGAACACAUCGAUUCAACAUUUCUAGAGUGAAUAAAAAAAUAAAAUUCUGAAAU